Planococcus citri (citrus mealybug) is the source of this 3459-nucleotide messenger RNA. RefSeq names its product protein D1-like. The coding region runs from base 126 to 908 and encodes 260 amino acids. The transcript has 7 exons. The record is from RefSeq and is a predicted model, not a curated record. Lineage: Eukaryota; Metazoa; Arthropoda; Insecta; Hemiptera; Pseudococcidae.
AAGCUCGAGAGAAGAAAUCGCUUAUCAAUCGAUAAAAAUAAAUUAGUGGUUAACUCGUGCUGUGUUGAUAAUAAAACCGCAGAUUAUUAAGGUAGCCUACAAAACAUAUUUUUGGACAAAAAAUAAUGCCCCACAAGUUCCACUAUUAUAUUUAUUUCAUUUUGGCCAACUUGCAAGUAGCCAUAUUUGCGAAACAUGUUGGAGAAUUGUUCUGGGACACCGGAGUAAUGCCCGAGAUUUUCAAAAUAGCUCCCAUAGAACUUUUACAAGUCACUUACCCUUACGGUCAACUUACACCAGGAGAUACACUCAAACCAGAGCAUGUCGUAACACAACCCACAUUAUCAUGGAGUACAGAAAAAGACGUUUUUUAUACGAUGUUCAUGACUGGGGUGGAAACACCUUGUUUACCACGUGAUACCAUCGAGGAGGAUUUAGGUGUAAAAGUGAACGAAUGGGAACAAUGGAUGGUGAUCAAUAUUCCAGAACAAAACAUACAGGAAGGAAAAUGCUUAUUCGAAUACAUCCCACCGCAUUCGCCCAAUCACCCGAAUAAGACAAAUCACUACUCGUUUUUAAUGUUCAAACAAAUGUACUACAUUUUAGAAUACUUGGAUUUCGGCAGCACGGGGGUUACAUGUCUGGAGGAUAUAUCAGUUUUGAAAUUCGUCAGACGGCAUCAUUUAGGAGAACCAAUCUGUGGUAACUUAUUCUCAAUACCAUUCAUACCUGGAUUACCAGUCUGGAAUCGAACAACGAGGCCACCACUUACGGUUGAAUACCCGGGAACAUUCACCUAUCCUACGUUCAAUAUUAAAGACAUGUUUACAAAAAUAUCCACCAAUCUAAUGGACAAACAACAUGCUUACGUGGAUGAUAGUGAUGUAGAAAAAGGAUUAUUCCUUUGAACGACUGCUUUUAAAAUUUGUAAUUUACUAGUCAUUAUUUUUUUGUAUUUAAUUAAUCAGAUAGUCGGAAUUUUUCUUUGCUAAAUUCGUGCACAGGGUGUCUCACUUUUUCUGCGCUUCAAUUGUAACGAUUUGUAGGAAAAAUUUUCAGCUUUGAAUUUUCUUUGAUAGUUUUAAAAUUUACUUAACAUUUAUUUCUGUAGUAUACAUUUUUUUUAAAUUAUAAAUUUCCAUCAACUAGGUAGGCUAUUUAUCUAAGUAAAAUUUAUCAAACUCAUAAAGCUACUUUUAUAAUUAUCACUUUUUUUUUCUUUUCAAAAACUGAUUUUUUUAGAGUUGCAAUAAUAUUGUCCUCAUUGUGCCUCGAGUCAUUUUCAUAAGUACCAAUUUCUGGCUGUGAGCGAUGCAGAGAUGCCGUGUAGUAAUUUUAUGAAGCUUGUUCCCUUACACUAUUUGUGGGCUUCCAAUUUUUCAAGCUCUGCUACCCUGAUACUUCAAACUAAAAUUGAACCAUAGAUAAAAUUACUUGCACAUAAAAUCGCACCACGCGAAAGUUGACCUCGCAUAAUUCCACAACAGAAAAACCAUUCGUGUUUAAACAAAAAAUUAUCACUUCUACGCGUCAGGAAAACUCUGUUUAAGAAUCGACGCUAUACUUGAACUUAGGUAAUGUAAUGAUAUGUACAGACUACAGGGUGUUUAAGAAUAAGGAGUUUUGAUAUAUUUUGAUAAGCAACAGAGGAAAAAAUUUCCCCAAGUUAAAAAUGAAAAAUUAAAUAACAAUCAAGAAAAUGUGCGUUUGAGUUAUUAUUUCUGUGCAAUAUGAAAGAUUUUCUCGUGUUUCAUUGAAACAAUCACUAGAACGUCUAUUUUUGAGAUACUUAUUCAAUUUUCCAAUUUUCAAGCAAGGAAUUUUCUCUCCUUCUUGAUAAAAUCAAAAUCCCUCAUUCUUGGACACCCAGUACCUACCUGUUAAAUUUCAAUUUUCGACAGACAUUUUUGAAACCAUAUAAAAAUAAAAAUUACCAACAUUUUGAAUUUGAUUGCAAAUUUUGAUUCAUUUUUAUGGUGAAUUAUGAGGGUUUUUUGUCAGAAAUACACAAGAACCAAUAGGUACGAUUUUUGACUCAAAAAUCAAUAAAUUGAGAACUCGACAUGAAAAUCAUCCACUCGGGAUAUUUUCAGGAAUGCUCAAAAAUUGGCAUGGCAUGAUUUUUGAUUCAAAUUAGUUGAGUUGACCUCAAAAUAGAAAUUAUUGACAUUUUUGAUUCAGACAAAAUUUUAACGAAUGCCAAAAAAUUCUGUAGAAUGCUUCUUUAAAAAUACUCAAAAAUCAAUACAAUUUUUCAGCAUAUAAUCAUUUAGUCAAGCUCAAAACGAGAAUUUUCAACAUUUCUGCGAUUCCACCAACAUUUUAAAUUUUUGUCUUACCAGUCUUUUCAAAUCUUCUACAUAGGGCAUCUGGAUUCUCCAAUUUUGAAGAAAUUCUAUUAAAAAUAUUUCAAAGGGAAUUCAAAUUUCGCAAAACUUUUUUCGACUAUCCUCACAUCGCUAUUGUUUCUCUACCAUCUGUUCGAAGAGAAUUUUUUGAAUACAUUGAUACCGGUCUCUAUCGGUUUAAAGUGUAAUAUUUAUUUUUUUUGUUAAAUAUGUACCCUCGAAAGUGAAAAACUGAAAAAUUCGACACAGGCCACAGAAUUAUUCAAAUCAUUCACCAAUCUAUUCGAGAGCCCGAAAAUGGGAAUUUCAACAAAAUUUUAGCUGCAAAAUUGAAAAACAAGUGUCUAAGAUUAAUCAAAGGGUUCACGGAAACGUUUGAAAACUGAAAAAUUCAAAAAGCUCUAUCCUCAAGAUUAACAAUUUUUCCAUAAGUUUGGCCACUUGUCUCUUGCAAAGUACCUGUUUUUUGUUUCGACCCAACGUUCUUUUCUCGUUAUUUAUUUUUUUCGUCGGCCAUUUCUGAUUGUUUUGCUCUAAUUCUUCGUUUUCGUUCAAUUUUGUUGUAUCUAAGCGAAUGACGUGAAGUUGAAAUUACAGUAGAUUGAGAUUGCUUCAGAAUAAAUCAUCAUCAUCAUCGAGUCGUAUAACCGCUCGAGGUGGUAUCGCGUACAAAUCAACGCGUACCCUUAUGCCGAAUUGGGUAUUUGGGCUAACAUCCUUUAUGUUGGUAUUGCCUCUAUCGCGUUGAUUACGUAUCUAAAUAGGUACGUAUAAUAAAGCGCUCCAUGAGAUAAAUAAAAACACAGAGGAUUGUCACAUACACUGAUACACAUAUGUACCAAAAAAACUGGAGCAAAACACUCAUUCACUUCUCAUUUGGCUCAAGUCCAAAACAUUUUAUUAUAUAUCCUAAUAAGACCAUCCAAAUUAAUUUGAAUAUUUCGUGACUCCAUUUCAAGGGUUUAUUCAAAUUCGCUUGAAAAUCAAUCGUUGACCAGGCAUCCCUCACGCUUAUAAAAAUGAUUAGGUUUUUAAACCAUAGUAGAUGAUUAAUUUAUUCGACGUACUUGAUAAUAUUUUUAGAAAAAACCAUUAAAACUUGAAAACAUAA